AUGGUCUUCAUACCAGACGGUCUCCACGACCCCCUCCGAGCCGCCUUCAGCAAUGGAUGGGAUAACUGGCGAGACGGCGCCCCAGUUGGAGUUGCGCCUCACACGCUCGAUCCGACUCCUCACGCAUGCGAAAUCAUCGAGAACUUCAAAUCCCGCGACGGCCACAAAAUCCACUACAAGAAAGGCAUGCAAGGUUGUUAUCUAGCCGAACACACCAUGACGGACGGUACACGAGUCGCACAGAUCUUCAUCCUCGGGGUGACUGAAUGGGGACCUGGGCCUGGCGAGAAGAAGGCAUGGGUGCCGUACGACAAGAUCAUGAUCGGUCCGCCAUGGAACGCCAACCUCAAGGACUGGAAUAUCGCUGUCGACCCCUUGCCAGGCGUUGUUCGAUGGAAGACACCUCCUUCAGUGGGGUCCGACAUAGUUGCUCUUAGCGUUACUGGGCUGAUCCAAGCCUUCGUCGACACACCAGCGGACUUCAUGUUUGGUAACUUCAAGAGUUUGAUCGCUGAUUAUACCGUGGCCGGUGUUUCUCAGAUCAUUCUGGAUGGCAUGAAGAAAGCAGGAGUGUAUGAAAUAUUGGGAAAAGCAGACUACACUCAAGAUGAGCUUCUCGGAUGUGCUCGCUAUCCUAUCAGCGGCUCCGAUGGUUCCAAUAAGCAAGGCGUAUACAUGCGGAUCCAGAAAUCGACUGCUAGCGUAGAGUACUGGAAGCCAAACACUUGGUAUGCCUACGUGGGCAAAACAGAGAACGCUUUCAAUAUAAGGUUUAAAGGUCACUUUUACGGAAGGCAUAAGUAUGCAACUCUGAAUCAGAACUCAGAGAACCUGAAAUCGUUUGCUCUAUGCAUCUUGAACGAUAAGCACCCGAACAAGCUCUAUCAUCUCGCAGAGCAGGUUCUUCUAUGUUUGCUGGGAACCUAUCGGUCAGAGAUCAUGAACGCUGCUUCUUCGACCAAUCCGACACAGUUUGAACACAAGGACAACGUAGCAGCUGCCGCGUACUGCCAGAAGAUCUCCUUUGCUGUCUUUCAGCAAACUGGCUACGUACCAGCUCUUAUCCGUCCAACCUUCGGGAUCAGCGAGGGAGCGAAUGCGAGUACCCCUCUUGCAGAAAUGGAGUCUUCAGUGGAGAAAGCGCUCUUCAUCCGUACAGAUUAUGUGGUGCGAGACCAUGACAGUGGAAAGUCGGUUGAGAUGGCUGAAUUUCGCCGCCACGCAACUAAAACAAUCACCUACAACUGGAAAAGUGACCAAACCAGAGGCCAAGCCCACGUGGUCGAAGUUUAUGGCUCCUCCACCGAUGGCAAAAAAUCACACAUUCAUCUGUUUUCUUUCGGCGGUCAGACGGACGAUAUUGACGGAAUUAAAAACCCCGCACCUGGUGCCAACGUACAAGUUGUUUUCGAAGCUCGACUAGACGGCAAGGCUCAUAAGAACUCAUGGGCACGACUCCCUUCAGUUGGCAUAUUCAAGAAUUGGGAUCAGGCCAACUCUUUUGCUUUGCGGAUUGAGUGGGAGACAAAAGAAGGUUCAGGUUUAUGGAGAUACAAGUACUUGCAAACUACCGUGCGCCUGCACUUGAGGACAGAUGAAGAUGUACCCGGUUCAUUGUCACGGUACGCCAAGGGUAUCGCCAUCAUACAUUGGCUGUUCGGUGUGUCACCGGACUGGGACGAGAGUUGGAUCCAAAAACCAGCGGCAAGUAUGCGAGUUCUGCAGGCAGAGUACAACUUCAUGACACAAUCCGUUCGGUUUGUUAAGCCGACUAAGCCAUACAACGCCUUAUCGUUUGCUAGGAAGUCCGGUCAAAGCAUCGCUCUCCAGAUGGAACAGUUCAACGUCACGCAACGACGAGAAGACUGCAAGCUUGGAGUAACUAUAAAGCGCAACAACUGCGACCUCUGCAACUUCUUCGGGUCCGCAAGCUGCACGAAGGAAGGAAAAGACGAGAGAAUCUGUACCCUGUGCCGCGAAUGGGGCCUACCCUUUUGCUCAUGGUCGUCAUACCUCCGACCCUUUAGUGCGAUGAACGCUUAUAACCCUAUCUCUGUCGCUACCGCGGACGAUGCGGCAAUCUAUAGGAGGGUUGAGGCCGCUCUCUGGGCUUCACCCAUAGCAGACACCACAGGAAUGACUCUCGAGCAGCAUCUGGUGUCGAUGCAAGAUGCUGCAGGUACUGUAGACGACGAUAGCGACGACGAGAGCGACGACGAGAGCGACGACGAGGGUAUGGAUGAGGGUAUGGAUGAGCUAAAAUCCAUUGAUUCGGAUGAUAUGGAGUGA
Alternaria incomplexa is the source of this 2289-nucleotide messenger RNA. RefSeq lists its product as uncharacterized. The record is from RefSeq and is a predicted model, not a curated record. The transcript is spliced from 3 exons. The coding region runs from base 1 to 2289 and encodes 762 amino acids. Lineage: Eukaryota; Fungi; Ascomycota; Dothideomycetes; Pleosporales; Pleosporaceae.